This is a messenger RNA of Cryptomeria japonica (Japanese cedar), 1889 nucleotides long. Its product is annotated as WRKY transcription factor 6. Gene Ontology annotation, biological process: regulation of DNA-templated transcription. The coding region runs from base 234 to 1571 and encodes 445 amino acids. Gene Ontology annotation, molecular function: sequence-specific DNA binding; DNA-binding transcription factor activity. The record is from RefSeq and is a predicted model, not a curated record. NCBI's taxonomy places the organism in Eukaryota, Viridiplantae, Streptophyta, Pinopsida, Cupressales, Cupressaceae. The transcript is spliced from 4 exons.
CCGAGUUCUCCCCAUUCCUCACGCUCACGCUCUUUCCCCAGACCCUGACCAUCCUUCUCUAUACACAGUCAAACAGUUUACCUGCCCUCCAUGCCUUAUAAACACCUUAUGCUCUUCAUUCUUCAUACCCUUCAAACGCUCCCUUACAAGCCUUGGAAACUUAUUCAACUGCUUUGUGUUAUUACUCUUGACUCUUAUUCCUUACCCGAUACAGAAAAUAAUCAAAAAUAGACAUGACGGAAACAAGAAUGGACUUGGACAAAUCCAUUAUCAUUAAUCAAGCAUUCCAUGGUUGUGAAUUGGCAAAAGACCUGCAAAACAAGCUUCAUUCCACAUCACAAUCUGAACUAGAUCUGAAUGAUAUCAUAGGGCCUUCUGUAGAAAUUGUAAACACAUUCGGUAAAGUCUUAGAAUUGCUUGGCUACAAUUCUAAUCAAUUUGUCCCUGAUGAAGAUAUUCAGAGAAUUGGGCAAUCACAGGCCAUGCCCAUCAUAGACAGCAAACUGUAUGGGGCCUCCUCACUCACAAAUUUACGUAGUCCAGGCAAGCUCAAAUCCCCUGCUGAAAGUUCUGACAAGGAAAAACCAAGCGAGGAGGAAAGUCCUAAAAGAAGGAAAAAUUUCCCCAGAUGGAAUUUAAGGGUACCUGCCGCAAGCAUUUCUGAAACCGGAUCUGAUGGGCCGACAGAUGAUGGCUUUUCGUGGCGCAAAUAUGGGCAAAAGGAUAUUCUAGGGUCCCAGUAUCCUCGAAGCUAUUACAGAUGCACCCAUAAAACUGAUAUGGGUUGCCGGGCUAAAAAACAAGUACAGCGGGCAAAUGAUGAUCCUUCAUUCUUUGAUGUAAUAUAUAUAGGUGGUCACUGCUGCCAAAUCAAUCCCCAAGUCCUUGAAAUCCAGAAUUUUUAUGGGCCUCCUCAGAUUGGUUCCACCGGCAUGCCAACAGUUCCAAGCACUCUCCUCUUUGGCGGUUCACAGCCUGAAUCUUCUACAGGCCAUGUAUUGCUGUCUGCCAUUCAAGGGGAAACUUCAAGAAGCCUGUUAACCAGAGACCCAGUUGUUUGCAAAGAAGAAACUGACAAGGGUUAUGAUUUUGGAAAAGCCCCACUGUUCCCAUACAACCCUGAUUUAGUUCACAUGACACAACAUGCAGAAAAUCCAACAGAAAACCCUAACCUAAUGGACUACUAUAGGUUUUGGGGUGCAGGGCAACAAGAUCCGAGCACCAAUCCUGCAAACAUACCCCUUCCUCUGUUUAGGGAAGAAAAGAAUCUGAUUGAUUUUCUUCCUCAACAGGCAAAAGAAUAUCAGGGUCCUUCAUGCAGUGAGGGAGAGCCCAGCUUUGUCUCCUUCUUUGGGCCUUCUGUGGGAUCUGAAUCAAGCUUUAUGGAUAUGAUGGAUUCAGGGGACAGUGUAAGCCCUCAUAUGCAGGCCUCCAAAUCUGAAUUCACAGAUGCUGUAUCGGGGGAGACAUCUUCUUCCCCUAUGCUUGAUCUAGACAUCAUGUUCCACACGGAUGAGCUUUCCGAGCAUCAGCUGGGAGAGAAGCUUCCAUGGAACAUUAAGAAGCCAUAAAACAUGUCUUCUUAAUUGUGAGGGCAGCCUCAUCAAGCUUAUUUUGUAGCUGUAGAACAGGGAGUAGUGGCUAGAGAGUAAGAUCGUCUACCUUAUUCUUUUUCUAAUUCCAUGUAAAAGCAUUUACUGCAAUCUAAUUAUUUGCUCCUCUCGAGCAAGGGAGAAACCCCAGACUAGUUUGUCCUUAUUGAUUUUUGUAAGCUAAUUUGAUGGAGAUAUUAAUUGCUUCUCUUUCCCAACUGAACAUGGAUCAAGAGUUUGGAAAGAUGCAAAAUCAAACCAAUUUUUUUUCAGAUUCAAAAAUAGAACAAUCUGUUA